AUGACCAACUGCUGCUGUUCCCCUUGCUGCCAGCCUAUCUGCUGUAGGACCACCUGCUGCAGGACCACCUGCUGUAAGCCAACCUGUGUGAGCAGCUGCUGUGAGCCCUGCUGCCAGCCCUGUUGUCAGCCCUGCUGUCAGCCCUGCUGUCAGCCCAGCUGCUGUGAUACCACCUGCUGCAGGACCACCUGCUGUAAGCCAACCUGUGUGAGCAGCUGCUGUGAGCCCUGCUGCCAGCCCUGUUGUCAGCCCUGCUGUCAGCCCUGCUGUCAGCCCAGCUGCUGUGAUACCACCUGCUGCAGGACCACCUGCUGUAAGCCAACCUGUGUGAGCAGCUGCUGUGAGCCCUGCUGCCAGCCCUGUUGUCAGCCCUGCUGUCAGCCCUGCUGUCAGCCCAGCUGCUGUGAUACCACCUGCUGCAGGACCACCUGCUGUAAGCCAACCUGUGUGAACAGCUGCUGUGAGCCCUGCUGUCAGCCCAGCUGCUGUGAUACCACCUGCUGCAGGACCACCUGCUGUAAGCCAACCUGUGUGAGCAGCUGCUGCCAGCCCUGCUGCCAGCCCUGCUGCCAGCCCUGCUGCUGUGAGACUACCUGCUACAAGAUCAUCUGCUGCCAGCCCUGCUGCUGUGAAACUAACUGCUACAAGACCACCUGCUGUAAGCCAACCUGUGUGAGCAGCUGCUGCCAACCCAGCUGCUGUGAAAUCACCUGCUGCAAACCAAAUUGUGUAAGCAGCUGCUGCCAGCCCUGGUGCUGUUAG
This is a messenger RNA of Cricetulus griseus (Chinese hamster), 762 nucleotides long. NCBI's taxonomy places the organism in Eukaryota, Metazoa, Chordata, Mammalia, Rodentia, Cricetidae. The record is from RefSeq and is a predicted model, not a curated record.